This is a messenger RNA of Halteromyces radiatus, 468 nucleotides long. RefSeq lists its product as uncharacterized. The coding region runs from base 1 to 327 and encodes 108 amino acids. The record is from RefSeq and is a predicted model, not a curated record. The transcript has a single exon. NCBI's taxonomy places the organism in Eukaryota, Fungi, Mucoromycota, Mucoromycetes, Mucorales, Cunninghamellaceae.
AUGAUGUAUCACACCUUAUUAUUCCUUUCUUUGGGUCUCUGCGUUCUGAGCGCUCCUAUUGAAAAGCAAUCACUUACUGAUCAAACUGUACAAAGUGAAUCGGAUCUACUAACCCUUGAGCGUCGACAAGGACAAAAUCUCCCACUUCCAGUUUCACUUCCAACGUCUAUGGGUCUGCCAUCCAUUGACGAUCUAGGAGUUCUAGAGAGUGUUCUGGAAGGAGGUUUAGGAGGAAGUUUAGGAGGAGGUCUUCCACUAGGAGAUACCUCAAAUCUUAUUCCAAUAGGAGAUCUCGGAGGUGUUUUGGGUGGUUUAGGUGGACUAUAACAUGAAGAAAAAAAUCAAGAUCCUUUACUAUCCAAAAAAAGGUGAUGGAAGCAUUGAUAGUGGCGCUGACCCCCAGUUAUAUUAUCCUAAAGAGAAAUUAUUAUUAUUUAUUAUUAUUUUUUUUUGUUUUAUUUCAAUUUC